AUGGCGGCCCUGGGAGCCUGCCCCCCUCAGGAUGAGGAGAGGAAGUGGAGGCAGGAGGGGAGAAGGUCUGUGCAGGUCCCGCCCCUAGCGGCCACGGGCGAAUCGCGGGGCAGCGGGGGCGGGAUCUGUGCGCACCGACCAAUGGCGUCCACCCGAAAUGUCGAGCCCCCAGCAAGGAUGGGGAUCUGGCUAGAGCUCCUUCUGGUUCUGGCCCUUGGCUUUGUCCUCUAUUUGGGCUACUACUGGACGUGUGUGCCCCAGAGUCCUCAACUGGUGAGCGGGUCCCAGUUUAAGACCUUCCUGCAACAACACUGCCCCAUCACGGUGGAGACCUUCUACCCUACGCUAUGGUGUGUGGAAGGACGACUACAAACCAUCUUUCGGUCCUUGUUGCAGUCACGGCCUCUAGUCCCUUAUAGGAGCGAAGUCCUGCACACGCCUGAUGGGGGCCAGCUCCUACUCGACUGGGCAGACCUGCAGGAUAGUAGCCAGUACCCCGACCCCGCGACCCAGCCCAUCGUUCUACUGCUGCCCGGCAUUACCGGUAACAGUCACGAUUCCUACAUCUUGCAUCUCGUCCAGCAAGCCUUGAGAGAUGGCUACAGGGCCGUGGUCUUUAAUAACAGAGGCUGCAGCGGGGAAGAAUUGCUGACCCACAGGACCUUUUGUGCCAGCAAUACUGAGGACCUGGAGGCAGUUGUGGGCCACAUCAAGAACCGCUACUCCCAAGCUCCACUCAUGGCUGUAGGCGUCUCCUUUGGAGGGGUGCUGGUGCUGAACCUCUUGGCACAACAGGGGCAGAACACAGAGCUGGUAGCGGCACUGAUUCUGUCUGCCUGUUGGGAUUCGGCCGCAACCACUGAGUCCCUGGAGACCCCACUCAACUGGCUGCUCUUUAACCGCCACAUCACAGCUGGGCUGCGCCACAUUGUGGACAGAAAUAGGAAGGUGGCAGAAACAGUGGUGGAUAUAGACUAUGUGCUACAGGCCCGCACGAUCCGCCAGUUUGACGAGCGCUACACAGCCGUGGUCUUUGGGUACGAACACUGCGUGGCCUACUACCAUGCCGCGAGCCCAGGGUCCAAGGUCCAUGCCAUUCAGACGCCUGUGCUCUGCCUCAAUGCGAUGGAUGACCCCUUCUCCCCAAACCUCGCCCUUCCUCUGCAGGCGGCACAGUGCUCAUCCUACGUGGCUCUGCUCAUCACGGCCCAGGGCGGCCACAUCGGCUUCCUGGAGGGGCUGCUCCCGUGGCGGCACUGCUACCUGGCCCGCCUCUUCCAUCAGUACGCCAGCGCCAUCCUACAGCACCCGGCAGAGCUGCUCGGCCUCAGGGCACGGCCCACCCUGGAGAGAGGCCACAGCGAACUCUGA
Messenger RNA from Suncus etruscus (white-toothed pygmy shrew), 1371 nucleotides. It is a transcript of the gene ABHD1, whose product is annotated as abhydrolase domain containing 1. Bases 1 to 1371 code for a protein of 456 amino acids. Lineage: Eukaryota; Metazoa; Chordata; Mammalia; Eulipotyphla; Soricidae. Gene Ontology annotation, molecular function: acetylesterase activity; monoacylglycerol lipase activity. The record is from RefSeq and is a predicted model, not a curated record. The transcript is spliced from 11 exons. Gene Ontology annotation, biological process: medium-chain fatty acid biosynthetic process; medium-chain fatty acid catabolic process.